GCGCUGAAAAAUCGUCGGUGACGUCGGACGACUGUAUCCGCCCCGUGCUCAGUCAGUGCUCGCGGGUUGCUGCAGAGAGAGUGAAGAAACCUGGACGACCAGAGACGAAAUUUCAAUCUUCAAUACAACAUCGCUAUGGGAUUUCUUCCUUUCUUCCAGAACGAAGCUCUCAUCCCGUACUAUCUAAAACCCGUGCAUUUCGUGACAGUGACUUUAAAAAACUGCCGGUGGAAGAAAUACCAGUUUUAGAUUAGGCGAGCAAUAGGCUAGUAAUUGUAAUAUGGGUGUCCUCUUGAGGGAGAUGCCGCCUAUCAACCAGGAUGCUUCAUUAGCUCAGUUAUAGAAAUGGGCCGAUUUUAAGCUACAUUAAUCAUAUUGGAACAUGCUUGGGAAAAUGUCAGUGAUCUAUGUACCUCUGACGCUGCUGCUCGCGCUCGUCGGCGACGUCCCUGCCCAGGCGGCGGCCCUCGGCGGCGCCAACGAGUCGCUCUCCGCCCUCCAGUACCGCCACACCGACCCCGAAACCGGCGGGCAGCUGAUGUGCGACAAGUGCCCGGCGGGCACCUACGUGUCCCGGCACUGCACCGGGACGGCCGUGCGGGAGUGCAGCCGCUGCCCCGACGGGGGCUUCACGCGCCGGGAGAACGGGAUGGACAAGUGCCACCGCUGCAGGCCGCCGUGCGCCCCGCCCUUCGCGGAGAAGGAGGCGUGCACGGCCUCCACGGACCGCGAGUGCGCCUGCCCGCCGGGCACCUUCGCCAGCCAGACCGGGUGCAGGCCGCACUCCCCGUGCGGCAGGGGGUCGGGGGUGAGGAGGCCGGGCGGCGAGUCGGAGGACGUCAAGUGCAGGCCGUGCGUGCGGGGUUCUUUCUCGGACACGUCCUCCACCGUGGACAAGUGCAGGCCCCACACCGACUGCCUGGCCCUGGGCCUGGUGCUCACGGUCCGGGGCACGAAGGAAUCAGACAACACCUGCGGGCCCCCGCCCGCCGCCGGCCCCGCCCCGCCCUCAACCCUGCCCCCGACCCCGCCCUCGAACCCGGAGCCGUCCGAGCCGGCCGAGGCUUCCUUAGCAGUUGUGACGUAUGAAGACACCAUUGACUUCACAUCAGUUGUCAAGGACUCAGAGCUGUCGCUGAGCAGCAAAGGAACUUUCCCAAGCAACACAGACAGUGGCACAGUAGACUUGACCAACAUGGCCGCCGCCAUCGCCGCCGCCGCCGCCACUGCCGCCGCCGAACCCGAACCCGCCGCCGACCCCCUGUGGACGCAAGGCGAGCACGCCCGCGACCGCCAGAGCGGGCCGCCGGACGGCAAGCAGGCGGCGGGCCCCCCGCCGGAGGGCAGGCCCCAGAGCGCCCCCUACAGGCCCACCCGCAGGGGCUCCCCCAGGCCGAGCGCGCACAAGCGCUUUGACAUCAACGAGCACCUGCCCUGGAUGAUCGUGCUGCUGCUGCUGCUGGUGCUGGUGGUGAUCGUGGUGUGCAGCGUGAAGAGGAGCUCGCGGACGCUGAAGAAGGGCCCCCGCCAGGACCCCAGCAGCAUCGUGGAGAAGGCCAUCCAGAAGAAGCCCGCCGCCCCCACGCACGCCAAAGAGAGGUGGACCUACUACUCCAAUGGCCAGGGCGUGGAUAUCCUGAAGCUGGUGGCCGCACAGAUCGGCAGCCAGUGGAUCGAGAUGUACCAGUACCUGGCCAACGCCACCGAGCGCGAGGUGGCGGCCUUCUCCAACGGCUACUCGGCGGACCACGAGCGGGCCUACGCCGCCUUCCAGCACUGGACCAUCCGCGACGGCGACGCCAACCUGGCCAAGCUCAUCGGCGCCCUGCACCGGCAGCGGCGCAUCGACGUGGUGGAGAAGAUCCGCUGCGUGAUGGAAGACAAUCCUCAGUUCGAUCUGAACCAGCUGAUGACCUCUGUGAAUGUAACCCAAUGCCUCAGCCCGAGCCACAAGCCUCUGGAGUCGCCAGGCGCUGCGGCGGCGGAGCGGUCCCCCGUGGACCGGACCAAGGGCUUCUUCGCCGACGAGGCGGAACCGCUGCUGCGCUGCGACUCCACCUCCAGCAAGGACUCCGCCCUCAGCAGAACCGGCUCUUUCAUUACCAAAGAGAAAAAGGACACGGUACUGCGGCAGGUUCGCCUGGACCCCUGCGACCUGCAGCCCAUCUUCGACGACAUGCUGCACAUCCUGAACCCCGAGGAGCUGCUGGUCAUCGAGCGGAUCCCCCUGGCCGAGGACAAGCUGGACCGGCUGUUCGAGAUCGCCGGGGUCAAGAGCCAGGAGGCCAGCCAGACGCUCCUGGACUCCGUGUACAGCCACCUGCCGGACCUGCUGUAGCGCAGGGAGACUCUUUCAGACCACUGUCCCCACACGCCGGCCAGGCAGUGGAGGGGGGGGGUGGGGGGGAGCUG
Molecule: messenger RNA, 2412 nt
Organism: Anguilla anguilla (European eel)
Lineage: Eukaryota; Metazoa; Chordata; Actinopteri; Anguilliformes; Anguillidae
Gene: tnfrsf21
Product: tumor necrosis factor receptor superfamily, member 21
Exons: 6
Coding region: 383-2338 (651 amino acids)
Biological process (GO): neuron apoptotic process; negative regulation of B cell proliferation; negative regulation of myelination
Molecular function (GO): protein binding
Source: RefSeq, a predicted model, not a curated record